This is a messenger RNA of Mastomys coucha (southern multimammate mouse), 1896 nucleotides long. It is a transcript of the gene Cwc27, whose product is annotated as CWC27 spliceosome associated cyclophilin. Gene Ontology annotation, biological process: protein peptidyl-prolyl isomerization; protein folding. The record is from RefSeq and is a predicted model, not a curated record. Gene Ontology annotation, cellular component: catalytic step 2 spliceosome. The transcript has 14 exons. Gene Ontology annotation, molecular function: peptidyl-prolyl cis-trans isomerase activity. NCBI's taxonomy places the organism in Eukaryota, Metazoa, Chordata, Mammalia, Rodentia, Muridae. Bases 226 to 1644 code for a protein of 472 amino acids.
GGAGUUAGCGGUGCUCCGGUCCUGGAGCAACAUGGCGGCGUCCAUGAGGGGCUUGUUUGGGGAAUAGCUAGUGCUUAGUACGGCUGUCUUGUCCGAGUCUGACUUGAGGGAAGUUUUCCCCAAGUACCCAGGUUAAAGAAUUGUGUACUAACAGGUGGGCAUCGCCGGAGACCCGCCAUUCGCUCGCGGCCACAGUAAGGAACGGAAUCGUGAGCACUCAGCAAGAUGAGUAACAUCUACAUUCAGGAGCCGCCCACAAAUGGAAAGGUUUUAUUGAAAACUACGGCUGGAGAUAUUGACAUAGAGUUGUGGUCAAAAGAAGCCCCUAAAGCAUGCAGAAAUUUCAUUCAGCUUUGUUUGGAGGCCUACUAUGACAACACCAUUUUCCAUAGAGUUGUACCUGGCUUCAUAGUCCAAGGUGGAGAUCCCACAGGCACUGGGACUGGUGGAGAAUCUAUCUAUGGAGCCCCAUUCAAGGAUGAGUUUCACUCACGAUUGCGUUUUAAUAGGAGAGGACUGGUUGCCAUGGCCAAUGCUGGUCCACAUGACAAUGGCAGCCAGUUUUUCUUUACUCUGGGCCGAGCAGAUGAACUCAACAAUAAGCACACCAUCUUUGGAAAGGUUACAGGAGAUACCGUGUACAAUAUGCUACGCCUGACAGAAGUAGAUAUCGAUGAUGAAGAAAGACCCCGCAAUCCACAUAGAAUCAGGAGUUGUGAGGUUUUGUUUAAUCCUUUUGAUGACAUCGUUCCAAGGGAAAUUAAAAAGCCCAAGAAAGAGAAGCCAGAGGAAGAAGUCAAGAAACUGAAACCCAAAGGCACAAAAAAUUUUAGUUUACUUUCUUUUGGAGAAGAAGCUGAGGAGGAGGAGGAGGAAGUGAACCGAGUCAGUCAGAGCAUGAAGGGGAGAAGUAAAAGCAGCCAUGACCUGCUCAAGGACGACCCGCAUCUGAGCUCUGUCCCAGCAGUUGGAAGUGAAAAAGAUGAUGCAACAGGAGAUUUAGAAGAUCUUUUACAGGAUGGUGAAGAUGACAGUGCAGAGCAUGAUGGAGACAUGGAGGAUGAAGAGAAGAACCUGGUGAGAGAAAGAAUUGCAAAACGGUUAAAGAAAGAUGCAAGUGCCAAUGUGAAGUCAGCUGGAGACGGGGAGAAGAAGCCAGUGAGCCGAAGUGAAGAGCUCAGAAAAGAAGCAAGGCAGUUAAAGCGGGAACUCUUAGCAGCAAAACAGAAGAAAGAAACUGCCACGAAAGUGGAGAAAGAAAGUGAAGAGGAAGAAGCUGCCCCAGAUGGUGCUGUUGCAGAGUACAGGCGAGAAAAGCAGAAGUAUGAAGCUUUGCGGAAGCAACAACCAAAGAAAGGCACUUCUCGAGAGGAUCAGACCCUGGCACUGCUGAGCCAGUUUAAAUCUAAGCUCACUCAAGCAAUUACUGAAACACCUGAAAACAGUGUUCCUGAAGCAGAAGUGGAAGAUGAUGAAGGCUGGAUGUCGCACGUGCUCCAGUUUGAAGACAAGACCAGGAAAGUAAAAGAUGCAAGCAUGCAGGACUCAGACACAUUUGAGAUCUACGAUCCUCGGAACCCGGUGAACAAAAGGAGACGGGAGGAGAGCAAAAAGCUGUUGAGAGAGAAAAAAGAAAGGCGGUGAGAGGAGCCAUGAUGCCAAAGUGAUGGCCCCUGCUGGCUGUCCUGUGGCAGCCAUGUCCUCGGAAGUGCAAUGGCUGUGAGAAGGCUGUCAGAGCCUGUGUUACGAUUUUCAGAAAGCAGGUAUCUCCUUUUAUAAAUCUGGAGUGGUGUAAGCAAACGCUUGUGGUUACUGCUACAUUUUUUUCCCUAAUUGACCUUUUAUAUCACUAAAUCUGAAAUAAAAUCAGUUUCUUUCCAGUUUAAAUGUUAACCA